CUACGUAAUCGACGGAGCGACGGCCCUGUGGUGCGCUGCGGGCGCCGGACACUUUGAUGUGGUUCGCCUCCUCCUGAGCCACCGCGCCAACGUGAACCACACAACCAUCACCAACUCCACGCCUCUACGCGCCGCCUGCUUCGACGGACGCCUGGACAUCGUGCGCUUCCUGGUGGAGCACAACGCCGACAUCCGAAUCACCAACAAAUACAACAACACCUGCCUGAUGAUCGCCGCGUACAAAGGGCACGCUGACGUCGUCCAGUUUCUGCUUGAACGCGGCGCCGACCCCAACGCUAAGGCGCAUUGCGGGGCGACCGCUUUGCAUUUCGCGGCAGAAGCGGGGCACCUUGAGAUCGUGAAGGAGUUGGUGCGAUGCCAGGCCAACAUGGUGGUCAACGGGCACGGGAUGACUCCUCUGAAAGUGGCGGCGGAAAGUUGCAAAGCGGAGGUCGUGGAGUUGUUGCUGGAACACGCCGAUUGCGAUGCAAAGAGUCGUAUCGAAGCGUUGGAGCUACUCGGCGCUUCCUUUGCAAACGACCGCGAGAACUACGAUAUCCAGAGAACGUAUCAUUACCUGCACAUGGCGAUGAUGGAGAGGCAUCGCGAUCCAAACAACGUUAUCGUGAAGGAGCUUCUUCCUGUCAUCGAGGCGUACGGCGGGCGAAGCGAGUGUCGUACGAUGUCGGACCUCGAAGCCAUCAGAGUGGAUCGAGACGCGCUACACAUGGAGGGUUUGAUGAUACGAGAGCGCGUUCUCGGCUCCGAUAACAUCGACGUGUCUCAUCCGAUCAUCUACCGCGGCGCCGUCUACGCCGACAACAUGGAGUUCGAGCAGUGCAUCAAACUGUGGCUUCACGCGUUGAGGUUGCGGCAGAAAGGCAACCGCAACACGCACAAAGAUCUGCUUCGCUUCGCCCAGGUGUUCUCGCAGAUGGUGCAUCUGAAAGAGCGCGUUGUUGCGCCGAGCGUGGAGCAGGUGUUGAGUUGCAGUGUUUUGGAGAUCCAACGCAGCAUGGCGAGGGUUGAAACCGCCACCGAGGCAGAACUACCGUCGGCGCUGGACAACUACGAGUCCAACGUGUUCACCUUCCUGUACCUCGUCUGCAUUACGACGAAGACAAACUGUGGCGAGCAGGAUCGCGCGCGCAUCAACAAGCACAUCUACGACCUGAUCCAGAUGGACCCUCGUUCUCGUGACGGCGCGUCUUUGCUUCAUCUCGCCAUCAGCUCCAGCACGCCGGUGGACGACUUCCACACCAACGACGUGUGCAGUUUCCCGAGCGCUCAGGUCACGAAGCUGCUGCUGGAUUGUGGCGCGCCGGUGAACGCCGUGGAUCACGAGGGAAACACGCCGCUGCACGUCAUCGUUCAGUACAACCGGCCAAUCAGCGACUUCCUCACGCUGCAUGCCAUCAUCAUCAGCCUGGUGGAGGCGGGCGCGCACACCGACAUGACCAACAAGCAGAAGAAGACGCCGCUGGACAAAAGCACCACGGGCGUGUCGGAGAUCCUGCUGAAGACGCAGAUGAAGAUGAGUCUGAAGUGCCUGGCGGCGCGCGCGGUGCGGAGGCAUCGCAUCACGUACCGCAACCAGAUCCCCAAAACCCUGGAGGAGUUUGUGGAGUUCCACUGAGCUCUUUCUUCAGAGACUCUUUCUAACUGACACUGAGAACGAGAACCAGGCGCCCGCCAAGAGCUUUUAUUAAUACAAAAAACAUGUCACUUUUUUUCUAUUUUUAAGUAUUAAUCUCUAAGAAGAAGCAGCAGCAGCUGAGAGGACGCUGCUGCAGGGUCUCUGCCUUAUCUGCCCGACGACAGCCGCCAUUUUCCUUUGAGAGAGAGGGUGAGAGAGUGAGAGUGAGAGGGUGAGAGAGUAAGUGUGUGUGUGUGUGUGUGUGUGUGUGAGAGAGAGUUUGUGAGUG
Molecule: messenger RNA, 1925 nt
Organism: Trematomus bernacchii (emerald rockcod)
Lineage: Eukaryota; Metazoa; Chordata; Actinopteri; Perciformes; Nototheniidae
Gene: fem1b
Product: fem-1 homolog b
Cellular component (GO): cytoplasm; nucleus
Molecular function (GO): protein binding
Source: RefSeq, a predicted model, not a curated record